Messenger RNA from Thamnophis elegans (Western terrestrial garter snake), 3169 nucleotides. RefSeq names its product pseudouridine synthase 3 (gene PUS3). Gene Ontology annotation, molecular function: pseudouridine synthase activity; RNA binding. The record is from RefSeq and is a predicted model, not a curated record. Gene Ontology annotation, biological process: mRNA pseudouridine synthesis; tRNA pseudouridine synthesis. The transcript has 5 exons. Gene Ontology annotation, cellular component: nucleus; cytoplasm. The coding region runs from base 116 to 1726 and encodes 536 amino acids. NCBI's taxonomy places the organism in Eukaryota, Metazoa, Chordata, Lepidosauria, Squamata, Natricidae.
GCUGGGUGAAGGGAAAGGCUGAUGACGUAAAAUUCUUGACGUUCGGCGGCAGGCCACGCAGGGCCCGGAAAGACUCCACUUCCCAGAAACCUCCGCUCUGUUUCGGGACAGGGGAAUGGCGCGUCAUUUCCUGCAUGGAAGUUGCCUGUGGAACGGCGCUCGGCGGUCUUUGCCUCCAACCCAUGUGCGCGUGGACACGCGACGGAGAUUGAUUCUUUUCCACUACUAUUGCAUUUUCAUAUUGCCAGAUUCUUUUUUAAAAAAUAGCAUUCUACCAAUGGCCAAAGGCACAGAAGAAACAGAAAGGCUACUGAAGAGAAUCCAGGAGCUGGAAGAGACAGUGCAAAGGCUGGAAGGCAGGCUCUUGGAAAACAGAAAAAGCCCAGGCGAGGGGAAUGGCCUCCCAGCAUCAGGAAAGGGGAAGAAGCGUCCACAGCGGCCAUUCAAUUUCAGUGCAUAUGGCCAGAGGCACGUGGCACUCAAGAUCGCCUACCUGGGGUGGGAAUAUCAGGGCUUUGCCAGCCAGGAGAACACCAACAAUACAAUAGAAGAGAAACUGUUUGAAGCUCUGGGAAAAACUCGGUUGGUGGUCAGCAGGCAGACUUCUAACUAUCAUCGCUGUGGACGCACCGACAAAGGAGUCAGUGCAUUUGGCCAAGUGAUCUCUUUGGAUCUCCGGUCAAACCUUUCAGAGAAUAAAUCUGGGGUUGUUUACACAGAAGGUAAAAGUCAUAUUUCAGAGGAGAUCCGCUACACCCAUAUUUUGAAUCAGGUGCUCCCUCCUGACAUAAGAGUAUUAGCAUGGGCCCCUGUAGAUCCUAGCUUCAGUGCUAGAUUUAGUUGCCUGAAGAGGACCUAUUGCUAUUUCUUUCCCCGUGCUGAUCUGGAUGUCACUCUUAUGAAUACGGCAGCUCAAAGAUUUAUAGGGACCCAUGAUUUUCGUAAUCUUUGCAAAAUGGACGUAGCCAACGGUGUGACCAACUUUCAGAGGACAAUCCUGACUGCAGAAGUGAAGCUUGCAGAUCAAGAAAGGAAAGUGGAAGAACUAAAUCCUUUCCAAAUAUAUGCAUUUGAAGUAACAGGCCAAGCAUUCCUCUAUCAUCAAGUCCGCUGCAUGAUGGCCAUUCUCUUCCUGAUUGGACAAAGGAUGGAGAAGCCAGACAUUAUUGAUGAACUGUUUGAUAUAGAAACUAAUCCUAGGAAACCACAAUACAGCAUGGCAGUGGAAUUUCCUCUAGUUUUAUAUGAUUGUGAGUUUGAAAACAUCCAGUGGAACUACGAUCACCAAGUCCAGGAAUUUAAUGUUACACGCUUUCAGCAGCUUUGGACGAACCACGCUAUUAAAACUCAGAUGCUGUACAGCAUGUUAUGGGGCCUGGAUUUUGCAAAGAUACCUACAGAGCCAGCUUCAAGCAACAGCACAACAAUACUCUGGAGAGAGGUAACUCCACCAGUCCACAACCAGAUUAAUGCUUUAAUCGAGGGAGUGAAAGCCCGCAAUUACAAACCGUUAAUGGAUCGGCCCAAAUGUGAAGGUCUAGAAUCUCGUAUCAGUCAUUUUGUGCGCAGAGGACGCAUUGAACAACCAAAUUUGAAAAAAACAAAGCAUCUUGAAAAGGAAUUGGACGAGCAAAAGGAAAUUAAAAGCAGCCCAGUGGUUUCUAUUCAAUCGGACAAGGAAAUUCCAGAACAAGCUGCAAAAAGGAUAUGUUUUAGUACAGAUUGAAGUUUCUUGACACUAUCUUGCUAUGUCUAAACAAAUUAUCUUGAAAAUAUCUAUUAUAGACAUCUAAAGUUACAAUGGUAAGUAGUUAGAUAUAGACUUACACACAUUCCCUUUAACCUUCAAAAAAUAAACAUUUUGUUGUAUAACUGUGGGCAGAUAUCUAAUUUAAAAAAAACUGAAGUACAUUCUAAUAUUGGUUCUGCAUUUUUUGUUUACAGCUGCAUACAAUCUAAUACUUAAAACAGUUGUAAAUAAUUAUUAUAACAAUUAUACUUGCCAAAGCAGAAAUUCAGGGAAUAUGGGGAAAGCUAGACAAGUAGGUACAGCUUCCCAAAGGAAUUGUAUUUUAAUAAUUUAGUUUUCUCCAGAAAUACCUUAGCUAGUUAUGCAAACCUUUUUCAUAUUUUUAAAAAACUAAUUUUUUGAUCUACUUUAAACAUUUGGUAAAUUCAUUAGAAUCUGUCUGGCAUAGAGGGUAAGGUAUCAUGUUAAAAAUCAGGAGAUUAUGAUUUCUAGUUCUUUCUUGUGCACAAGCCAGCUGGGUGAGUCUUUUUAUCUCAGUCCUAGGAAAGACACAAUGGCAAACUUUCAGAAAAACCUUCCCAAGAAAACAGCAGGCUUUGUCCAAGCGUCUCCAAGAAUUGGACAUCAUUAAACAGAAGAAAAAAAUAAUGUGGAAACUCUGGAUAUGAUUACAUUGUCUCCCGUGAAGUUCCUGAGGAUGCCUUGUCUAGAAAUCACCAUGUACACUUUAUGAAAAGCAUAAUGUAACCCAAACAAGUCACGUCCAGUGGGAGCUUUAGUAGAUCACCUGGCUGUCUCAGCUUUACAGAAUGCCAUAUGAAAUAUUAAAAUAUUCAUCGGUUUAAAUGUACAACAAUCAGUGGACAAAGACAUAAAAAGCCUGUAUCUACUAAACCCUCAAAUAUUAGUUCAUACAUUUUGUUAAGCCAGGAUAUGGUUUCUUCUUAGUACAAGUGAAUUCAAUCAUUGUAGAUUGCAAAUUAUGGCAUACAAAUUAGUGCAUGCUCAACAUGGUGCUUACUGCACCUGAUACCAGUUUCCAUGGUUAUACAAUAAUAAUAGACUGCAAAAGUUUCCUUUUGAGAUUGUACAAAAUUAGUUGAAAAUAAACACAGGGAUAGACAUGCAGCAUGUCAGGAGUGAUUACAUUUAGAAUAUUUGGAAGUAUUAAAAGGUUGUUUAUGAAUUAGGAUGACUUGGGUUGUUCAACAAAGUAGUUAAAUAAAUGGUGAGUUAUUUUUAAUUUAUAAAUCUAGCCCUGUCAACAGCUUUUGUAGCUUAGCAUAAUGUGUAAACUAGAUACUAUGGUACAAUGUAAUUAUUGUACCAUGAUUUAGCAUACAUUUUUAUCCAAGUGAGUCAAUGAUGGGUUAUUUAAUAAAUCAAAGUAAACCAUCAUUUAGUGUGUAUGAAUCCAGG